CGCCCUCGUAGAUUGCGUGAAGUAUGACCGCCCCUGCGCUGUCCUGUCCUGGGAAAUAACCGGUUGCACAGACCGUACAAGAGAGCCGACAAUGGCCGGGAAAGAAACAGCUGGACCCCGCUUUACGACGUCGAGUGGCAGUUGCAGCGUGGACCAGGGUACAAGCAGUGCAGCCACUGAUCUAAACCGUGGCAGAGUUGCCGAAGAAACCAGAGAAGCACCGUGUCAGCAGCGAGAGAACCAGGCUGCCAACAGAAUCCUACAGUGCCAUGUGUGCCGGUUCGCUUUCACCGACAUGGAGGCCUUCGAAAACCACGCCUAUAACCACUCGCUUGGGAAAAACCACAACUGUUCCAAGUGUGGUAAACUGUUUAUGAAGAAUUGGCAGCUCACGAGUCCUUUAGGUACGCACGGCGAACCGUCCAUUGAGUGCGGCGUGUGCGGCAAAAAAUUUUAUACCAAAGAUGGCCGCAAGAAGCACGUGCGUUCAUGCCGCGUAGGGGCACAGGACUGAGAAGCCGUCGAAGGGUCUCCUUAACAGGGCAGCACCCGCCACGAGAUUGGUCGAGCACCGCCGUGAAGCACCGUCGCACCUGGCGGUGGAUUCGGCAUCGGUGCGGCCGGAAGUUCGCCCGGGAGGAGUGACUUCUCUGGAUGGCACCCUGGCGCCAAGAUCCGUCGUGUGCCUUCGCAGAAAAACUUGGGAUCUGGGCCUCAACUGUUUUAGCUGUGCGCUGGCUGCUUCACAAACCACAGUGGGCUAAUCUUAUUCCUUCUGACUACGGCUGAAGAAUGCCUGCGAGUAAAAUUCUUACAGUGAUUAUCUCGAGGAA
This is a messenger RNA of Dermacentor andersoni, 833 nucleotides long. Lineage: Eukaryota; Metazoa; Arthropoda; Arachnida; Ixodida; Ixodidae. The record is from RefSeq and is a predicted model, not a curated record.